AUGCUGGGGUCCGCGUUGGCGAUUUCUUAUCACAAGCCAGCAUGGAUCCCUCUGGGCGACUCACUGUCCCCUCGACUCGGCCAAGAUGUCACAAACGGCAACAGUGUUCUCGGCACGCUCGAUGCGCCGCGCCUAGCAAAGUUCUUGCCGGAUACACACGCGUCAAGGCACAGGCGCAAGGGCUAUAGCCCUACGGACAUCGGCAUUGGCGACGUCCCGGUGACGGGCGUCACCCGAUACUACAACUUCACCAUCACCGAGCAGAACAUUGCUCCCGACGGCGUUGUGCGAUCGGGCAUGGUCGUAAACGGGGGUUACCCUGGACCAACCAUCGAAGCCAACUGGGGCGACUAUUUCGAAAUCAGCGUGGUCAACGCCCUGCCGAAUGAGGGUACCUCCAUCCACUGGCACGGCUUGAUCCAGCAUGAGACUCCCUACAUGGAUGGUGUGCCCGGCAUUGUGCAGUGCCCCAUUGCCCCGGGGGGAAACUUCACCUACCGCUUCCGAGCAGAUCUGUACGGCACGUCCUUCUACCACUCGCACUACUCUGCGCAGUACACUGGUGGCAUCUACGGGGCGAUGAUCAUCCAUGGGCCGACUGAGAACGCGCAAUACGAUGAAGACAUUGGCCCCGUCCUUUUGAACGACUGGUAUCACGUGUCCUACUACACCACGCUCGAGCAAGCCAUGGCCCCAAUUUCUGCCAAGCUGCCUCCCCCUCAGUCGAAUAACAACUUGAUCAACGGCAAGAUGAACUAUCCCUGCGCGAACGCUACCGGCCUUCAGUGCACGCCCAACGCCGGCAUCUCCAAGUUCACCUUCCAAUCGGGCAAGACCUACCGCCUACGCCUGAUCAACGCCGGCGCCGAGGGCAUGCAAAAGUUCAGCAUUGACGGCCAUACCAUGACCGUGAUUGCGAACGAUUUCGUGCCGUUGAAGCCCUACCAGACAGACGUCGUGACGCUCGGCAUUGGACAACGGUCGGACAUCAUCGUCACCGCGACCGGCAAGGCCGGCCAGUCGUACUGGAUGCGCUCGGAUCUCGGCCUCAACGCCCUGUCCAAUCCGGCAGGCUGCACCAACAACGACGGUGUCUCGCCUCUGGCGCUGGCAGCCAUCUACUACGAAGGCGCCGACACCAACUCCGUCCCCACCACCAACUCCACCGUGCCCGAGUCCAGCAUCCAGUCGUGCAUGAACGACCCGCUCAACAUGACCGUACCCUACUACAGCCUCACGCCCUCCACCACGCCCGCCAUGUCGCAAAACAUCGACAUCACCUUUGCGAGCAACGGCACCAACUACCUCUUCUACAUGAACAACUCCACCUUCCGCGCCGACUACAACGACCCCAUCCUGCUCGAAGCGAAGCUCGGGCAGACCGUGUUCCCGGCGGAGGAGAACGUCAUCAGCACCGGCAACGCCAGCAGCGUGCGCUUCGUGCUCUACAACUACGCCUUCACCGGCGCCCACCCGAUGCACAUGCACGGCCACAACUACUGGGUGCUCGCGGAGGGCUACGGCACGUGGGACGGCACGGUGACCAACGCCGGCAACCCGCAGCGCCGCGACGUGCAGCUGCUGCCGCCGGCGCAGGUCAACGCCGACCUGGUCGUCACCUCGCCCUCGUACAUUGUGCUGCAGUUCAACGCCGACAACCCGGGCGUCUGGCCGCUGCACUGCCACAUCGCGUGGCAUGUGUCUGCGGGCUUGUACGUGUCGAUUCUCGAGAACCCGACGGCCAUCAAGUCCAUGCACAUCCCGAAGCCCGUGGCGCAGACGUGCCGCGACUGGGCCGCGUGGACGGGCAAGGAUGUGCCCGAUCAGAUCGACAGUGGGUUGUAG
Neohortaea acidophila is the source of this 1845-nucleotide messenger RNA. RefSeq names its product laccase I. The transcript is spliced from 3 exons. Bases 1 to 1845 code for a protein of 614 amino acids. Gene Ontology annotation, molecular function: oxidoreductase activity; copper ion binding. Lineage: Eukaryota; Fungi; Ascomycota; Dothideomycetes; Mycosphaerellales; Teratosphaeriaceae. The record is from RefSeq and is a predicted model, not a curated record.